This is a messenger RNA of Zasmidium cellare ATCC 36951, 360 nucleotides long. RefSeq lists its product as uncharacterized. The record is from RefSeq and is a predicted model, not a curated record. The coding region runs from base 1 to 360 and encodes 119 amino acids. NCBI's taxonomy places the organism in Eukaryota, Fungi, Ascomycota, Dothideomycetes, Mycosphaerellales, Mycosphaerellaceae. The transcript has a single exon.
AUGGCCAGCGACCAAUGGCGCCCUCGUCAUCAUCCCGACAUCUCCCGCGCUGCGAUCGACUUCACCCUCUCUCCGCACCACACCUGCCCGACUGCCAUCGAGCUCUCCCUGGAUGCCGACGAGGAUGCUAGUCCUGGGCCAGCCAAAGAAGCGUGCGACGGUCCAGAGGAAGCCUCGGACUCUGCCAGCAUCAGAUGUCAAAGCACGAAUGGGCCAGUUACGAUCCAUCUCGGUCGACCUAUGGCUUGCAGCAUGUACACUACCUGGCACAUUUCUGGACUUGUCACUGGCUCGAUGGUGGUGCUCAAGCGUAUGAUGAUGUUUGAAGCCUACUGGCAGUGCUUCGGCCCUGUGUUGUAG